Manacus vitellinus (golden-collared manakin) is the source of this 1024-nucleotide messenger RNA. Its product is annotated as endonuclease domain-containing 1 protein-like. Bases 143 to 1024 code for a protein of 293 amino acids. Gene Ontology annotation, molecular function: hydrolase activity; nucleic acid binding; metal ion binding. The transcript has 4 exons. Lineage: Eukaryota; Metazoa; Chordata; Aves; Passeriformes; Pipridae. The record is from RefSeq and is a predicted model, not a curated record.
CAGGGACAUCAUAUAUAAAGAGCCAGUCUCAAACUGCAGCAGAGACAUUUCAAAGUCCUUUGCCACUCUGGGGCUGUGAGCAGAGUCCUGAGCCCAUAUUUCCCACGGGGAGCAAGAGCCCUUCACCUGAAAUCCUCCCACGAUGCUCUGGCUGCUGCUGCUGCAGGUCUGGGCGAGCUGCCUUUGGCUGGGACAGGGCGAGGUGGUGGAGUCCUUUGCAAGUUGUCCUCAGUUCUUCUAUGAUAACACCCCCCCAGAUGCAGCAAUGAAGCCACAGAACCCAGCCUGGAUCUGCCAGACCUUCAAAAACCAGCCUUUCUUUGCCACCUUGUACGACAAAAAGAGGCGUAUUCCCAUGUACUCUGCUUACAAAUACGAGCCUGGAUGGCUCACCACAAACCACAUAUGGACAGUUGAGCCCCAGCUGAUACUUUCAAAUUUGCCCAAAAACAUGCAAACAAUGCAGACCCUUGAACGUCAAUACAACAUCACCAGAGCGCAAAUCAUGCAAAGCCAGGCUGUCGACAGAGACUAUGAGCACAGCGGUUGGGACUGUGGCUAUUUGAACCCCAAUGGCCACCACAACACCCCGGCCAGCAGGAAUGCGACCUUCACCCUCACCAACAUAGUGCCCAUGAACAAAAAACUCAACCAACAUGCCUGGAAAAACUAUGAGCAGCAAACGAUGGCCAAUAAAAGCAAGGACUGUCAAACCACCUACGUCAUUGUGGGGGCUGUGCCUGGGAACUCCUCCAUCUCCAAUGGGAGGGUUAAUGUACCCAGCCACAUCUGGUCUGGUGCCUGCUGCAAGACCAAGAACAACACCAUGAGUGCUUGGGCGGCCAUUGCUGAGAACAACCAGGACCAGGUCUGGGACCUCACUCUGGGGCAGCUGGAGAACAGUUUGGCCCAGCUGAAGGCUGUGGGACGAGGGUGGCCCAGGUUGCCCACAGGUGUUGUGGAGUCUCCAUUGCUGGAGAGGCUCAAACCCCAAGUGGACAUGAUCCUGGACAACCUGCUCUAG